AUGAAAAAUAUUGAGACAGAACCUAGUGAGCAUGAAUUCAUUGAGAAGAAACUAAAGAAAAUAGAAGAAAAGAGAUUGAUUAGAAAAUCAGGACAUACACAUUGGAAUGCAGAUGCAUUGUCUCAAAUAAAUAGAACGGGAGAUGAUAUUGUGGAAAUAUAUAUCGCAAUAGAAGAAAGUAAAGAAGAAUUAGUAAUGGAAACCAUCGAAGAACAAGCAAGUGAAAUGCAACCCAACUUACCUAAGUUUGAACAAGGCUACUCCAAUGCAGAAAAGACAACUUCAGAAACUCAUAACCUCCCAUUACUAUAUGGUUUCCUUAAAGGUCUUCAAUAUUUUCUCAGCCAUCGGGAUGAUAAAAAUUUAUGGUAUCAAAAUCAUGAUGCACUAAGAUAUUAA
Molecule: messenger RNA, 399 nt
Organism: Cetraspora pellucida
Lineage: Eukaryota; Fungi; Glomeromycota; Glomeromycetes; Diversisporales; Gigasporaceae
Source: the annotation of a GenBank genome assembly